Caenorhabditis briggsae is the source of this 4071-nucleotide messenger RNA. It is a transcript of the gene Cbr-ugt-18, whose product is annotated as Protein CBR-UGT-18. The transcript is spliced from 10 exons. Gene Ontology annotation, molecular function: protein binding; UDP-glycosyltransferase activity. NCBI's taxonomy places the organism in Eukaryota, Metazoa, Nematoda, Chromadorea, Rhabditida, Rhabditidae. Bases 1 to 4071 code for a protein of 1356 amino acids. The record is from RefSeq and is a predicted model, not a curated record.
AUGAAUUUGAUUUAUGCAAUUCCUUUAUUUGUUGGGCUUAUUGGAUCAGCAGUAUCCUAUAAAGUUCUAGUAUUCAAUCCGGCUUACGGAGCGAGUCAUUCGAAUUUUUUGGGCAAAAUAUCUGAUAUCCUUAUUGAUGCUGGAAAUGAAGUGGUAAGAGUGAGAGCCGUUGGAAAUUGUUGGAAAGUUUGGUUUUUUCAGACAAUGCUAAUUCCAGUAUAUCUGAGCAAUAAGAGGAAUCAAACAGGUUCAAAGAAAGUGACCAAGAUUGUGGAAAUCGGACAGGAUCCACGAACGAAAGCAAUAUUUGAAUCUGGACAAAUCGAAGGCAUCAUAAAAUCUAAAGUGUGGACUAUGGAUCCGGAGAUGAUGUCUCUCUUUGGAAUCAUCAGUGAGAUGAACAUUGGAAUUGGUUAUCAAUGUGAAUACAUUUUCCAACAGACUGAAAUUCUUGAACAACUUCGCAAUGAAAAUUUUGAUCUAGCUAUCACCGAAUCUCUUUUUGCUUGUCCCUUUGGUGAGUAUAUAUACCAUAAAACCUGUAAUACAAGCCCCCCCCCAAUUAUCACAAUGCCUAUGACAGAUAUCAAAAGUCUGUCAGCUGACAAAAAACCGUAUGAUAUUAUGACAAACAAUUUAUCAGUUGACAGAUUUUUUGUAUCUUUAACAGCUGUCUUCGAUCACAUUGGUAUUAAAACAGUCAUAAAUGCGGAAUCGAAUUUAUUCAAAGAUGCCAUGAAGUAUGCCCAUGGAGAGCCAGCUGCGAUCAGUUAUUUUCCGGGAUUGUUCUCUCCGAAUAACGACAAAAUGUCUUUUUUCACAAGAGCCAAGAAUUUGUUGAGAAUGAUGUUCACACAAUAUUUAUUUGGAUCGAGAUACCAAAGAGAACUCAGAACAAUCAAACCGUAUUACAACGGAACAGAAAGUUGGACAGAACUUGUGAGCAAUGUUGCAUUCUACUUUAUUAACUCAAAUCAAUAUCUGGAUUAUGCAAGUCCAACUCUACCGAAGACAGUUUUUAUCGGUGGGAUGCAAGUGGUUACUAAUAAAAAGAAGACGAAGCUGAAUCAAGAAUGGGAUACUCUUUUGAAAAUUAGAGACCAAAAUGUUCUGAUUUCUUUUGGAUCGAAUGCUCAUUCAUGUGAUAUGCCAGAAGAAUUCAAAAAAUCGUUUCUCGAAGUCUUUGAAUCAAUGCCCGAUACCACUUUCAUUUGGAAAUACGAAGAUGAAAAUGCCACGCUGGCUGAUCAUCUUCCGAAUGUGAAAUUGACGAAAUGGAUGCCUCAAAAUGAUCUUUUAGGUGAGACAGUUAUAACAAACAAUAACAAUUUUAAGCCGAUUCAUGAAACAACAAAGUCUUCUUAUCUAUUAAAAAUGUCAUAUUUUUCAGCUGAUGAUCGUCUAACACUAUUCGUCACUCACGGAGGACUGGGUAGUACAAUGGAGCUUGCUUAUCAGGGGAAACCGGCGUUAAUUAUUCCGUUACUUGCUGAUCAACCUAGAAAUGCUCACAUGCUCACACGACACGGCGGAUCACUUGAGUUCGACAAGAAGCUUCUGGGGAAUUCAGAAGAACUUCGAAAAGCAAUUCAGAUGGUGUUGAAGAACAAGAAGUACCUUGCAAAUGCUAAAUGGCUAGCAGGUAUUCUAAACUCUCAACCGUUUUCUCCGAAAGAUGUCGUCCUGAAUCAUUGCAAUUUUGCUGUCGAGCAUGGAACUUUGAACACAUUGAGUUCGGAGGGGAAACAUUUAAAUCUCUUCCAAUAUUAUUCCUUCGAUAUUGCUAUUGUUUUCUUAACUUUAACUGUUGUUUUUCUAGUUUUAACUGGUUUUAUACUCUCGCUUCUUCUAAAGUUUUUGUCAAGAAUUUUUAAAAUCAGUAUGACUGAUACUCCUCCCAUCAAGAAGCAUACUCCUCGCGUUCGUAGAUCAUCUGAUGUUAGCUUGAGCGCUACAUGUGCAUCUACUCCAAAUAAUCAGCAAUCGGUUAAAAGAAGGGUAUCAGCAGCGAGCAGCGUGAGUGAGAAGAAGAAGCCAAAAAGAAACAGCUAUGAGCCCAAAAAGGAUCAAUACAUACACCCAUAUGACCACAUUUUCCACUGGUCCGAUCGUAAACUGAACGAUAAUUCUUACCUCGGAGUUAAGAGCUUGAGAUAUUCCGGAGCAGAUAUCAAAUUAGAAGAAGACAGAAUUGAACUGGCUGCUAAAACAGUAUUAAGGGAGAAGAAUGAGUUUGCUGAGAAAGAAUUUGCAACAUUGUUUCCUGAUGAUAACUCGGAUGACAGCGAUGAUGCCUACCAAUUGAGCAAGGAUGAAGAUGUUGCAGACGAUGAAAAUUACUCUGACUCAGAGAAGUAUUUUGAGAAGGCGAAAUACGUUCCAUUGACUUUAACUACAACGGGCGGAACAAGAAUUACUGUACCACCAGUUAGAAAGCCAUACGAAAUGACGAAAAUGCGGUUCGUGGAACCAUUGACUGAAAACGUUUACCGUGACGAUCAGCUGCAGUUGACACACUUUCCACAGUUUGAUGAGUUUCCUGUUGAUGAUCUAGACUACGAUGCCGUCACAGCAUUCCUUCACAGGACUUUUCCAAAUGGUGUCCAUGGAAAUUGGAGGAAUAAAUUCGAGACGAGUGACGAGAUGUUUUAUAAAACAUUGAUGGCGGUGCUACCCGGAACGAAGAACCUCGAUCUACUUUACCACGCAUUCUUCAAUACUUUUCCCAGCUAUGGCGCGCUCGAUGAAGUUCCUAAAAUGUUUCAUCGACUGCAUAAGAAGUACUCGAACGGGAAGGUUGAUUUGGAAAUAUUGGAACUAUUGGAUUCGUUGAAAGAUCCAAUGAAGACUAAAUCACUCCCCUACUUCAAGAAGUUUCCUUUUGACGUCAAGUAUCCCGACACUCGAGAAAACUUCAUUGUCCGAUUCAUCAAAAUUGCGGAGGAAGCGUGCUCUGAUAACUGUUAUUUACAUGAUGAUGAGCUAGCAACACGAAUGGAAGGAUUCUUUGAUGAUCCCGAUUCGAAGCAGCUAACACUAUUCAUUCUCAAAUCAACCAAACGGCAGUGUUCUGAGUUUCUCAACACUCUUCUGAUGCGAGACGAUAAAGACGUCGUGAAGAACUUUUGUCAAACAGCAAAGCUUUUUCCCAAUGGCUCAUGUGCUUCUUGGUUCAAAAAGUUGCUUGAUUCUGCCAGCUACUGUGAUGCAAUGGCAUUCCAACAAAAAAGUUACGCCAGAAGAAUGGAAAACUUUCGGCAUGCUCAAAAGGAAGACAAAAAGAGAAGAAGAGAACAGAAUAAGGGCGAGGAGGACAAGUACGAAGAUUACACAACUCAUUGUGAUCAUCUCGGUCCUUGUGGCCCAGGAGUUCGAAAUUGUCCAUGCAAACGCUUCUGCACAGUCUUCUGCAACUGCGACUUCAAUUGUAACCGAAAGUUCCCAGGUUGCGAGUGUCCGCCGGGAAAAUGUCAGACCCGACAAUGUCCAUGCUUUGAAAUGGACUUUGAGUGUUCAGAAUUAACAUGUAGACAGUGUCUUGAAGAUUAUACCCCGGAACUCUCGUCGUGUGACAAUUACGAAAUGACACAAGGAGACUUGAAGAAAAUCCGUGUUGGAAAGUCGAGCAUUGCUGGCAACGGCGCCUUCCUGGAAGAAGAUGUGAACAAAGAAGUAUUUCUUGGUGAAUAUGUCGGUGAACGAGUUUCUAGCGAGGAGGGAGAACGCCGCGGAAUUUUUUAUCGGCUCAAUAUCAGUUAUACUUUUGCUCUUGCCGACUCUGGUGACGUUGAUGCCCUGCGAGCCGGAAAUGUACUUCGGUUCCUCAACAAUUCGGAUAAGCCAAACUGCUACAUCCAAUAUAAAUACGUCAAAGGAGAUCUAAGAAUUGGUUUCUAUACGUUGAAAGCCAUGAAGGCUGGCGAAGAGUUAUUCAUCGACUACUGCUACAAACCCGAGGACGCUGCCAUGUUUUUCAGUGUUGCUCCAUGUGAUAGAGUUCCUAGAAUUAAAGAUGAUAUUCCCAUUAAGGAGGUAAAGAAGAAAAACCAGAUUAAGAAACCGAAAAAGUAG